AUGUCCACUAUACCAGUACCGCCAUCUACAACAGCCUCACCAAGCGCACCAACCACCACCAGCACGCCCGCAGGCACCGGCCCAGGCAAAACACUCCAAAGCGGCUACUACUGGAUCCGCGGCGUCGCAGCCCCCAACUUCCACAAAUACUUCCAAACAAACCCCCUCUACUCGACCGGCCCCGCCCUCCUCGGCGACUACACAACAGCCGGCCAGUUCCAAGUCGUCAGCGGCCAGCUCGUCCAACUCGUCUCCGCGCCUGGCGAACCCGUUAAGCUUCUCUACGCCGUGGUGUCUGAGGAGCGCUCGAUCAACGGCAUGUCGCUUGCUGUUAGUUUCUCGGAGAGUAAGAAUACGUAUGGUACGUUUGCGUGGGGCGGAGAUGAUCUUCAGUGGAGUGUUGCGGGUGUGAAUCGGCCGAAUAAGAGUGCGUGGUAUGUGUGUGCUGGGCAGAAGUUGUAUAUCAAUUUGGGGAAUUAUUUGUAUCAGACGCCGAGUGGUUGCGCUGAUCAGACUGUGCAUUAUUAUAACGAUAUGACGGCGAACAACUAG
Alternaria ventricosa is the source of this 552-nucleotide messenger RNA. RefSeq lists its product as uncharacterized. The coding region runs from base 1 to 552 and encodes 183 amino acids. The transcript has a single exon. Lineage: Eukaryota; Fungi; Ascomycota; Dothideomycetes; Pleosporales; Pleosporaceae. The record is from RefSeq and is a predicted model, not a curated record.